GCAGCGCUGCACUCCCGGCUGGCGCAGCAGCCUCGCGCGCUCCUGCUUCACCGCCGCGAUCAGGGGCUGCUGGUCCCGAGUACCAUGUGUGACGGCGCCCUGCUGCCUCCUCUGGUGCUGCCCUUGCUGCUGCUGCUGGUCUGGGGACUGGAUCCGGGCACAGCCCUCGGCGACGCGGCGGCCGACGUGGAGGUGGUGCUCCCGUGGCGGGUGCGCCCGGACGAAGUGCACCUGUCGCCGCUGCCCGGCGCUCCGGGACCCCGAAGGCGGCGGCGACCCCGCGCGCCCCCCGCAGCCCCGCGCGCGCGGCCCGGAGAGCGCGCCCUGCUGCUGCACCUGCCGGCCUUCGGGCGCGACCUGUACCUGCAGCUGCGCCGCGACCUGCGUUUCUUGUCCCGUGGCUUCCAGGUGGAGGAGGCGGGGGCUACCGGGCGCCGCGGACGCCCCGCCACCGAGCUCUGCUUCUACUCGGGCCGCGUGCUGGGUCACCCCGGCUCUCUGGUCUCGCUCAGCGCCUGCGGCGCCGCCGGCGGCCUGGUGGGCCUCAUCCAGCUUGGGCAGGAGCAGGUGUUGAUCCAACCCCUCAACACUUCCGGAGCCCCAUUCAGUGGACAAGAGCAUCUGAUCAGGCGCAGAUGGUCCUCGAAACCCAGCCCAUCUGCCGACACCCAGGUCCCUGGGCAGCUCUGCAAGGUGCUGACAGAGAAGACACCCAGAAACGCCAGGCCAUCCCAGGUGUGGCGGGAGCGGAGGAACGCCAUCCGGCUCGCUGGCGAGCACACCGUGGAGACCCUGGUGGUGGCGGAUGCCAACAUGGUGCAGUACCAUGGGGCGGAGGCUGCGCAGAGGUUCAUCCUCACCGUCAUGAAUAUGGUAUACAACAUGUUUCAGCACCAAAGCCUGGGAAUUAAAAUUAAUAUUCAAGUUACCAAGCUUGUCCUGCUACGACAGCGCCCGGUCAAGUUGUCCAUUGGACACCAUGGGGAGCGGUCCCUGGAGAGCUUCUGUCACUGGCAAAAUGAGGAAUACGGAGGCGCUCGGUACCUGGGCAAUAAUCAGGUCCCAGGGGGGAAGGAUGACACACCCCCCGUGGAUGCUGCUGUGUUUGUGACCAGGACAGAUUUCUGCGUUCACAAAGACGAGCCAUGCGAUACUGUUGGAAUUGCUUACUUAGGAGGUGUGUGCAGUGCUAAGAGGAAAUGUGUGCUUGCCGAAGACAAUGGUCUCAAUUUGGCCUUUACCAUCGCUCAUGAGCUGGGCCACAACCUGGGGAUGAACCACGACGACGAUCACUCAUCCUGCGCCGGCCGGUCCCACAUCAUGUCGGGAGAGUGGGUGAAAGGCCGGAAUCCCAGCGACCUCUCUUGGUCCUCCUGCAGUCGAGAUGACCUUGAAAACUUCCUCAAGUCCAAGGUCAGCACCUGUUUGUUGGUCACUGACCCCAGGAGCCAGCAUGCAGUGCGCCUCUCUCACAAGCUGCCUGGCAUGCACUACAGUGCCGACGAGCAGUGCCAGAUCCUGUUUGGCACCAACGCCACUUUCUGCAAAAACAUGGAGCAUCUGAUGUGCGCUGGACUGUGGUGCCUGGUAGAAGGAGACACGUCCUGCAAGACCAAGCUGGACCCUCCCCUGGAUGGCACCGAGUGUGGGGCAGACAAGUGGUGUCGAGCAGGGGAGUGUGUGAGCAAGACCCCCAUCCCGGAGCAUGUGGACGGAGACUGGAGCUCGUGGGGCAGCUGGAGCAUGUGCAGCCGGACGUGUGGCACGGGAGCGCGCUUCCGGCAGAGGAAAUGCGACAACCCCCCCCCUGGGCCUGGAGGCACACACUGCUUGGGUGCCAGUGUGGAGCAUGCAGUCUGUGAGAACCUUCCCUGCCCUAAGGGUCUGCCCAGCUUUCGGGACCAGCAGUGCCAGGCUCAUGACCGACUGACCAACAAGAAGAGCCUGUUGACAGCAGUGGUGAUUGAUGAUAAGCCUUGCGAGCUCUACUGCUCACCGCUCGGGAAGGAAUCACCGCUGCUGGUGGCUGACAGGGUCCUGGAUGGCACCCCCUGCGGACCCUAUGAGACAGACCUCUGUGUGCAUGGCAGGUGCCAGAAAAUUGGCUGUGAUGGCAUCAUUGGGUCUGCGGCCAAGGAAGACCGGUGUGGUGUUUGUAAUGGCGAUGGCAAGACCUGUCGCGUGGUGAAAGGUGACUUCAGCCACUCCCGAGGGACUGUCAAGAACAGUCUUUGUACGAAGGUGUCCACAUGUGUGAUGGCCAAGGCGGUUCCCAAGUGUUUCUCAUGUUAUAUAGAAGCUGCUAUUAUUCCUGCUGGAGCUCGGAGAAUCCGCGUGGUAGAAGAUAAACCUGCUCACAGUUUUCUGGCUCUCAAAGACUCCAGUAAGAGAUCCAUCAACAGUGACUGGAAGAUAGAGCUCCCAGGAGAGUUUCAGAUUGCAGGCACGACCGUCCGCUACGUGAGAAGGGGGCUGUGGGAGAAGAUUUCUGCCAAGGGACCAACCAAAACUCCACUGCAUCUCAUGGUGCUGUUAUUUCAUGACCAGAAUUACGGAAUUCAUUAUGAAUACACUAUUCCUGUGAACUCCACUGCUGAAAAUCAAAGUGAGCCCACCAAGCCCCAGGACGCCCUGUUCCUCUGGACCCACAGCGGCUGGGAAGGGUGUAGCGUGCAGUGCGGAGGAGGGGAACGCAGAACCAUCGUGUCAUGCACACGGAUUGUUAACAAAACCACAACUCUGGUGAAUGACAGUGACUGUCCUCAAACAAGCCGACCCGAGCCCCAGGUCCGAAGGUGCAACUCACACCCGUGCCAGUCACGCCUUGCAGAGCAAUGAAAUGCACACGCAUGCUGCCACCGAGGGACCGUGCUAUGCUGAGUGAAAUACGCCACUCACAAAGGAACGGACACUGUGCCGCUCCACUUCUGAGGGCCCUCGAGGAGUGAUUGGCCGGGGCUUCAUGGGGAGGGGAAUACGUUGAAUGGGUGAGCACAGGAUCAUUAACUAGCCUUUCACAGCGUACCUUUCUCUCUCUUCCUCCCUUCUCCACCCCUCUCCUUCCAUCCUUUUCCUCCCUUCCUUCCACCCUCCUUUCCUUCUUUAUUCUUUCCCUGGCAAUAAGAGCCAGCUAAUGGGUCCCAGGGCCUUUCAGGAAAACGGGCAGGGCUCAGAUCCUGGGCAGUCCCCCGUGGUAAGCUUCCGGGUUGAAUGGCCACACUCUAACCUAGCAAAAGGUUUUUCAAUCAGAAUUUGUAGUUGAAAGUCACUGCUUUUCGUGAUCCACACUGUUAGCCCUACAAAAGAGAGUCCAUGCAUCGCUGGGAAGCAGAAAUACCUACCUGCUUGCAGAAAAAGCUCUCAUUCAUUCACAGCCUUGUAUGAUACACUUCAGAUUCUCACUUCCUCUUUUUCAAAAAGCAAAUAUGUGAAUAACGCUACUUUUCAAGGAAAUGGAUAGGAGAACUCAUAAUUCACAGGUUUUAAGUGGCGACUUCACGGGCGCUGUAAAGAGGCCACGUUGGUUCCCCUGGGAAAACAUCACAGCCCGCUGGUUAAGGCGCCUUCACACCUCCUCACUGUCCUCUUUGUAGACAUCUGUCCAAUAAAAGCAGCCACGAAUCUUCAACGACUAUAAAUGGCACAUGUGAAAGUUGUGUCCUGAGGUUCCCAUCGCAAAGCUGCUGGCUCCGGCCUGCCAGGAGCUGGGAUCCGGACUCAGCCUCCAGGGACCCUGGAAUCUGACGCUGCCCACGAUCUUUGGGGCAUUGUGUGGGGAGGGCCGUGGCCCCUGCUUGGCUCCUCACUCUCAGUAUUCUGGAGGACAUGGCUGUAGGUGCCCUGGAACCCACAGUAAAUACCCACAGUAAGGCAAAUCCAAACCCAGCCAGUAGCAGCCCUGAGCUAGCGAGGGAGAGCAGAAGCUUACGUCCUUGGAGCCUAUCCUGCCAGGCAUGGCCCAGUCACUUUUCCUGCUGGGUGUUGCCAUCUAGGCCUCACAAAUGGGCACACAGCGCUGGCCACUCACAUGCCAGAGGCACUCGAAGCUCGGAGGAGCAAAGUGAUUUGCACCGAGUUGCAUGCGUCACUCUUCAAGCAGAGGCCUGGAAUCUGCCAGUGUGUACCCGCUGCAGACAGAACACCGUACAGGUGUCUCGUUUCUUUGCUUUGAUUAAGUGAGCCGGUGUAGGUAACCUUCCCAGCCACAUGAGACAUGGGUAGAGUCAGUGCUGAAUCCCACAGGUCAACCACUUCUUAGCUCAGGUUGUGACUGAAAGCUGUCAAAAAUAAGUGACCACUCCAUGUCCUCUUUUUUUGUUACCUGUAUUUAAUGUAAAAGAAUUGUGUUUGAAGAAUGUGACUUGGACAAUGCCGUAUUUCUUGGGACAGCAAAAGACACAUCUGUGAGUAGGCUUCACCAGGCCUUUGUCUAGUUUAAAUCUCAGCCAAAUAGAGUUAUGAAUAAAAGCGGAUAUUGAAUAGAAGCUGAGCCUUUUCGGAAGUGUGGAUGAGGCAGGGUUGUAGUAGACAGCCUCAGAGCUCCCGAGGAUGUCCGUGUACUGAUCUUUGGGACCUGUGUACGUGCUGGGUUGCGGGGAAUUGAGGUUAAAGGUGGACGUGAGGUCGUGUGCUGGGUUGAAUUGGAUCCUCUAAGGGAGGUGCAUUAAAUCCUAACUCCUAGAAUCUCAGAAUGCGAUUGUAUUCGGAAAUAGAAUUAUUCCGAUGUACUUAGUUGAGAUCUUGCUGAAGUAGGGUAAGGCUCUAAUAUGUCCGGUGUCCAUAUAUAUAAAAACACAGUGGUGGAAGGACACCAACACACAGGGAGGACGUGUUGGGAAGUUGAAGGCAGAGACUGGAGUGACAGUUCUGCAAACCAAGAGCACAGAGGAUUGCUAGCCAUUUCCUGUGCCUAAGUAAGGAGUACCAAAAACCUCCUCCAUCAGAGCCCUAAGGAAUCAACCCUCAUGAUAUGUGGAUUCGGGGCUUCUGGCCCCCCAAACUGUGAAAUAGUAAGUUUCUGUUGUUUAUGCCCCCCUGGCUUGUAUUUUUUUUCAACUGUCCUAGCCAACACACACAGGUGGCCUCAGCUGGCAGAGAACUAAUCCUCGGUUGUGUACCUGGAUCCAGUGUGAUCAAACAGGAGCUUGAAAGUUAGGGAGGAAGACAGGAGAGAAGGUGGCGUGCCUGGCUCCCUGACACUCCUGGCUCUGGAGGUGGAGGAAAGGGCCUGAAUCAAGGGUUGGGGUAGCAUCUAAAACCUGGAAAAGACAGCAUGGAACAGGCUCUUCCCAAGCAACUUCCAGGCAUAACCAGCCCUCUCAAUACACUGAUUUUAGACAAGCAAAGCCUCUGUCGCAUUUCCAGUCUCCAGGACUGUAAAACAAUAAAUUGAUCAUGCUUGAGGCCAUUGGGUUUGUUAUACCAGCAAAACAGAAAAGGAUACAGGGUGUCACACACAGUCACCGAACAACCCAGAGUACGUCAUUAGAACAUUAGAAUGUCAUAGCUUGUACAAAUUGAGCAUUGCUACUCUGAAAAUCUGAAAUUUCAACCCCAAAUCCAAAAUAUGUUAGUGCCAUCCUGAGGUCAUGAGUGAAAAAAAAUUCCACCCCGACUUCCUGUGAUGGGUCACAAUCAAAAUAUAGGCACACUCAAAAUGGUAUAUAAAAUUACAUUUAGGCUAUGCAAAUAUGGUAUAUACAAAACAUAAGUGACUAUCAUGUUUAGGCUUGGUCCCGUCCCCUAGAUAUCUCAUUAAGUGUGUGCAAAUAUUCCAAAGUCCCCAAAAAUCUAAACUGAAAUGCUUCUGGUCCCAGCAUGCAGAUAAGAACUGUUUGACCUGUCUGUGCACAGAAACAGUCUCUAUGGAUAGAGGAGUGGAUUCCAAGCUGACCUCUUCACAGGAGGAGGAAAAGGGUGAUCUGAGUUAGAGAAGUGUUAACUGCCUUCUAAAGAAUUACAAUUUUGCCGGGGGUUAGCUCAGUGGCAUAAGUGUCUGCCUGGUAAGCGCUAGGUCAUGAGUUCCAUUCCCCAGUACAAAAGAAAAAAAGAAAGAAUUAUAGUUUUACAGCUCCUAAGAAGAGCUGCUAAAUCAAACUUGGUUAAUAAAUGUAGCCAUAAAGUUCUUUUAGGGGACACAAGUGAAAAAAGGCAAGACUUACAGUGUCAUUGCAGCAUAGAUUGCUUUAUGGAACUGCAGUACCUUCCCCAAGUUACAGGAUGGAUUUACAAGGAAAGAGAUUGGACCGUGAUGCUCAGUUGGAGAACAGUGCACAAAUGUGAGUGUGACUCCUGUAGCAUAGCUGUUCUGGUGAGAUGGUUUCGUUCAGCCAGCAGAGAUAGCUUUUGAAUGCUACCUUUCCCCCACACCUCUUUGAGGUAUCUAUUGAGAACAAGAACUGGAAUAUAGUGAAUCAGACUGCAGAUAUUUAUGCGUGAAGCUGAGAGACCCUUCUGUCAAUGGCUCAUUUCCCAUCUCUGGGGAAAGCACAUUAUCAGCAAAGCAGGAAACUGAUCUUUUCUAUUCUGUCAUGUUUGGCUGCCUGGCGCACUGGAAAUGCUCCGUUUCUCUGGCCUUCCCCUACGAUUCCCUUCUAGCCACCACCUGUUUCUUUUUCAUUUUGAUAAAACUAAAAUGACAAGAUUCCACAGCUUAACCAUUUUUAAAAUUUGCUUGGUUAGACAGAUCGCAUUCAUCAUAGGGAAUUUGUACCUGUACAUUACGUAUCUUGCUUCCUUUUUUCCCAUUCCCCGCUCCUCCCUUCACCCCUCUUCCCUUCCUUAUUUAUAAAAGCUCUGUUUCCAUUUUUCCUUCUAUUCUCUUUUCUUCUCCCUUCCUCCCCUUUCCCAUUCCUCCCUCUAUUGUUCACCUUUGCAUUUGAACAUUUUUUCCCAUUUCCCAAUUAUCUAUUAUGCAUGUAGGCCUUUACUUGUAUUUUCAAUUUCUUAUGAAUUUUUCCAGGUGUUCUUUGCUGUGGAAGUAUCUUAUUUCUCCAUCAAUUUUGAAAGACAGUUUUGGGGGAUACACUAGUAUAGGCUUGAGUUUUUCUUCACUCCAAUUUCUCUUUGAUUUGAGGGUUUGAUUGAGAUGUCUACCAUAGUUCUGAUGGGCUUUCAUCUGUAAGUAAUGUUUUUCUGUUCUCUAACUUUUAAUAUUAUGUUCUUGUAUCGAUUCUGGAAUCUUGAGUAUUAUAUGCCUUGGUGUCUUGGACACUUUUGUGGCUGAGACAAAAUACCUGAUGCCCAAAAUAAAGGAAGGAAAGAUGAGUUUAUUCACAGUUUGUGGAGGUUUCAGUGCAUGAUCAGCUGGCUUCAAGCAGAGUGGCGUGGCAGAGGAGCAACAGUUCAUUGCUGUGGAAAACAGCAAAAGCAACGAGAGCAAAAAGGAGGAGUGAGGGAUCAAGCCUCUCUCCCUCUCCUACACUGUAUGCAGGCUACCUGCCCCGGGGCAGGUGUGGCACUCACACCUCUAAUCCCCGUAUUGGACCAUGAAUCAGUCACAAAGUAGAAACCUGCCUCCAUGCCUGCAUGAGGCUUUGGGGGGACAUCGAGACACAAACCAUAGCACUUAGUAUAGAAUUGUUUUUUUUAUUAUGGGUGAUUAGAGUUCUAUAUACCUCACUUAUUGUAUGUCCAAUUCUUUUUCCAUGCUUUGAAAGUUUUCUGUCAGUACUACUGUGAACAAAUUUUUUAAUGUUGUUUGUGCUGUCUGUCUUCUGCUUUUUUGUUGGCUCUGAUCAAUCUCACAUUAUGUUUUGUAUCAUCUAGCAGCUGUUGGAUUGAUUUUUCAUGGUCACUUGCUGAUUUUAGGACAUCUUUCUUCUCAUGAUUGCUAACUGCAGUCCUGUUUUCUGUCUGAUAUUCUCUCCUCAUAUUGGCUCAUUCUAAUACAUACACUUUGAAUGGACUUUUUAAUCUGGUAUCUGUUAAUCUGUUUCAGGGAUUCUAUUCCUUUCCUAUGUUGAGUAUUCAUAGUUUCCCUUGUUUUCCUAAACUCCUCUAUUUUUUUUUUAUCUGAAUCUGCUCUAGAGUCAGUAACCAUGUCCUUCAUUAUGGUUACCAUCUGUGGUUUUUUGAGAAAUUAUUUCUGAUUUGAUUUUUUUUCUAGAGCCUAGUUCAUCUGCUUUGUUACUGCCUCUCUUACCCUCCAGAGAGUUCAGGUGGUGGCCUCUGUAUUGUUCCACCUCAUUUCCCCCUAGGUUUGCCUUUAGUGAGCUGGAAGUCUUCAGUUACAUCUUGCUUCCAUGUCUUCUCAUUUUCUUUCUCUCUUAUUUUUUAAGUUUACUUUCUGGAUUGAUCCUUGUAAGCUGUUUAUGAUAAGUAGAGUUAUUGCUGCUGUUGAGGACACUUAGGAAAUGGCUAUGUCUUAUAGAUGUCUUCCAGGUGUGACUGGCUUUUUGAUUUUGAAUCUGUUUCAAAAUCCUGCCUCUUCGGUUUAUUGGGGAUGAGAAAUUGUUACCUGUCCGGACUCACCCCUGGUUCUUUGGCACUAGCCUAGGGUAUCACUUAUUACCCUUAGGCAAUCUCCAUCUUGGCAUACUGAUGCCAAGAACCAGUGAUGACUGCACUGAUGUCACCUUACAGUAGUACAAUCAGUGAUGACAAUAGCAUCAAACACAGCCUAGAAAAUGACAGACUGUCGUAACUAUUAAUUGGCCACCUUUAACCAUAUAAACUAUAUUUGUGGUUAUAUAACAAAAUCUAAAACAAACCAAAAAAUGUGUACAGUAAGUAUGCCCACAGGAGAGAAAAUUUAAAAGAGGUUAAUGGGGGAAAUAUAGAGACAGAAGAACAUGAAGAGAUUAGAUGCAAGAUGGAGGAAAAGAGAAAAUUAUGUGAAUUUUGCAAAAUUAAUGAGACGGGGGAAAAGAGGGAAAAAAUAAGAACAACAACAAAAAAAGUAGAAAUAAUGUUCACACUCAUAUAAGAACAAGAACAAACAAAUAAAAUUAUCCACAUCAGGGUAUAUCUCUGCUGUCACUGGUAGACAGAGUAGGCAAACAGACCCCAGAUCCAUGUUGAUUAAUCCCAGCAAGCCAGCCGUAGAUUUACAGCAAGGUAGUGGAUAAUCCCCACAAGCCUGCAACUUUAGUUUCACUGAAGUUCAGGAUGGUUUCUGACUGUGAGGCUGGAACCCAAUUUGUUUGGCCUGCAGCACCCCAUAUGCCUGCUGCCAGCUUAAACUGGGCUGUCUGCCUGCUGAACUUGGCUCCUCGACCUCCUUUUGACUUUCAUUCGGUACCACCUUACCGUGACGCUGGAGCCACUAGAUGAAGCCAAACCACAACUACUCUGAGUGCUGAGCUCAGUUGGCCGCUCUCCAAUAUGGCGGCCAGACAAUUGUCCUCUCCUGGGGGACAUCUGAACCUGAAUAAUUCAUCAGCCACUGCACUCUGCCGCAUCCUUUGCCCUCCCUGUUCCAUCGAUGCGUGUCUCCAUGGAGGCCUCUGGGGUCAUCAGUCAUCACUAUGCCUCUGCAGGUUUGAGCUCUGGGAGGCUGUUUCCCUGCUGUUCACCACUGCACCAUCUUCCCACAAGUCUCUUGACCAUUUUUAAGUGUGUGCAUAUUGCAGUAUAAACUCUGCACAUUGCUGUCUGCCCAUCAGCACCAUCCAUCUGCGGAACGUUUUCAUCUCCCCACACUGAACUCUGACCUCAUUAAACAGAACCCCGCCCCCGCCUCAACCACAGCUCUUGAAAGCCACCAUUCUGCUCUGUGUCUCUGAAAUUGAGUAGUCUAGGUACCUCGGAUAGAAUUACAGAGCAUCUGUCCUCUUGUGACCAGGUUAUUUCAACGAGCAUAAUGUCUUCAGAUUUGCUAGGCUGUAACCUGUGCCAACUUUUCCUUCCUUUCAUUUUCCUCCUGGACUCUCUUUCCCUGCCAAUAAGGCAUCUAAAGUUAUCAGUGGAGCAGAAAGCAUAGGAAACAUCCAGGUGGGGACUGCAGAACCUCACUCAGCUCUUUCCCUAUCUCUUGUGUCCUAUAUGUGAUCUUGUUUAAGCCACAGCCGCCGCCCACAUUCAUUAGAGCACAAGCCUGGUCACAUGCCUGUGAAGGGGGUGCAUGCCAUGCCGUGCAUCCCCAGGGAUGGUGAUGCUCCCAUAAGGAGGACAGGAAGGGACAAAAUCAAGUACACAGCUAUUUUCACACGAGGGAUCCGCAUAAUAGCACCCAGGAAGUCUCACCCCAAACCCUGACUUUGUAUGCACAAAGUCAGCUGCAGAACUGCAGGACAAAGAUCGGACUAGGAGUUAGUCCAUGCAAUGCAAAAAGAGUAAGAAAGUGAGGAGAUAAAGCUUAAUAGAGGAUCAAUUGGCUAUUUUAAAAACCUAAAAAGAGGACAAACUUGGGCAGCAUUGAUGAAGACGGCAUCUCUAUUUUUAAGAAGGUGAUCAUGUUCAAUCCUGCUUUCAGACCUGUACCUGGACCUUUCUGUCCAUUUUAAGAACAGUAGUGACUGAUUAGAAAACUAUAGUCAGGAUGGCAGGGAUCAAGAAUUUAUGCCUUUCAAAGAUAAGAACAAGGGAAAACACUUAGAUUUCAGUCCAGUUUAUUUUUGAGUGUUGUUUGAGCAGCCAGAAGACUCUGGGAUAAGAACCUGGCUCAGCGCCCUGGGAGUUCACCAUCACUUCCCAAGGGACAGUGGCAGCAAUCAUAGCCAACAGCACGAGGGCCUGUGCGUGCCAGGUACUGGGACUUAUAGGCAGUAAUCACCCCAGGGUGGGUACUGUUGUCUUUGUCCCCUUCCCCCCCCACAUUAAGUGGUGGAUCCAAGGAGCCGAGCUCUGCUAACUGGAAGAGGUGAGUAAGAGCCGGAUGCUACUACUUAGUGCCAACUGGAAGGACUCACUGGAUAUUUCUAAACUGUGGAGUGACAUGGCAUGAUCAGAGUUCAUUUUAAGGAGAAUUCAGGGUUAUUUUAAUUAAUGAGGAAGGGUGACGUGUCCGCCCAAGAUUUGCAUCCAUCGGUAGAUCUGUUUUGACAAACAGUGAGCACUUGGGAUCUACGAGUGUAGGUUAAGCUUACCAGCUCACCCAAGGGCCAAAUAGGAGAGAUUUCUUAUCCCUAAAGGAACAUUGUGAGCCCUUCUUUACCUGAGGAAUCAAGAUUCCCAUACCGCUUUCCAGCACCCUGCCACUGGUAGACCCCAGAUCAUGAAAGCAUUGGGCAGGUGGGUGAAGAUUUAGAGGAGCACUUCCAAAUGUCAACUUCUUCCGUCUCUGUCUUUCGACGACCCACAAGGUACCAGUCUCAAGAGUUACCAUCUCCACUCUGGAGGGGCCACUGUCUCUGGAAGGCAGGAAGCCCUGGUCCUUUGUCAAAGGUUGCAUUAGUCAGCUUGUGCUCCAGUACAAAGAGCUCCCUCUUGCAGUGCCCUAUAAAAGUGUCAUGGUUCCAUGGCAGAAAGCAGGAAACAGAAUCAAGCCAAAGUUCAUCGCCACAUCCAAAAAUCCUGCCUAGUACUUGGCCAGCAGCAUGUCCCCUCACAUACCAUUGAACAGAGCACACCCCGUGGAACCAUGGGACAUAGCACCACCCACUCUGUGGAGCCAGGGACUUAACUCAGCGGUGUAAGCAUCUGCCUGGCAAGUGCUACGUCAUGAGUUCAAUCCCUAGUACCAAAACCCUAAACAACAACAACAACAAAAAACCAUUCCACGUAACCCACCCUAUAACAGGGUGAUGUGCACAGAGGGCUUUCUGUACCGAGAAGAUGAUCUUAGACUAGGUGAACAUUCAGGUGCCUCGGUUCCAUACUGUGGAAUUAUUUCAAGACCCUUCAGGAAGGCACUGCUAGGUUGGGAGGCUGGCCUUUCCUCCCGUUUUCUCACUGUCUUUUCUCUCU
Cavia porcellus (domestic guinea pig) is the source of this 11847-nucleotide messenger RNA. It is a transcript of the gene Adamts17, whose product is annotated as ADAM metallopeptidase with thrombospondin type 1 motif 17. Gene Ontology annotation, molecular function: metalloendopeptidase activity. The transcript has 21 exons. Gene Ontology annotation, cellular component: extracellular matrix. NCBI's taxonomy places the organism in Eukaryota, Metazoa, Chordata, Mammalia, Rodentia, Caviidae. The record is from RefSeq and is a predicted model, not a curated record. Gene Ontology annotation, biological process: extracellular matrix organization; proteolysis. Bases 85 to 2838 code for a protein of 917 amino acids.